Epithele typhae is the source of this 1080-nucleotide messenger RNA. RefSeq lists its product as uncharacterized. NCBI's taxonomy places the organism in Eukaryota, Fungi, Basidiomycota, Agaricomycetes, Polyporales, Epitheliaceae. The record is from RefSeq and is a predicted model, not a curated record. Bases 1 to 1080 code for a protein of 359 amino acids. The transcript is spliced from 8 exons.
AUGGGUCAGGGUAUGCUCGGGUACGGCCCUUGCGACUACAGAGUGGAGGUGGUAUGGCAUUCAUCGGCUCAGUGGGAGUGCGAUUACAAGGCCAGCCACCUCACGUGGAUGGGCAUGCGGCGUGCGCUCGCCAUACGCUCGCCCGCGUUCGGUGCAUGGCUGGAGAAGCUGCCGUUCUCGGCCGUGACCCACGCGCUCUUCUUCAACCUCUGCGAGCAUCAACCUGUCUCCCCUGCCCAGCCCCUCCUGCUCUUGGAGCCGAGCAACAUGGUAGGCAAGGACGUGCUGAACACAGGUGGGGGAUACCUCUCCGACCUAGCCAUGUCUGCCACUCUCACAAUGUCCGCAACACCUAUCACGAUCUCCGACCUCAAUAGCCUUUCUGAGCCGUUUACACCGCCCACACACCUGCAGAGCGCCCUCAGCGUCACCAGCGACACCUCGCACUUCGUGCUCCACAACAAGGGCGAGGCCACUGCCCACCCGAUCACCAACAACCCGCCCACCAAGUACCUCCCGUUCCAGAUGACCAUGGAGACCAUCCGCCAGCACAAGGGACAAUGCCUGCUCUGUGGGCAGAAGGACAACUUGACGGCCAUGCGCACCAUCCUGCAGCACGGCGUGGGCACGGAGCAGCUGGACGGCCUCAAAGCCCUCCCGGUGGAAUACACGUGUGACGAGUGGACGAACCUCAUGACAUUGUGCAAGCCGCACGCACGCGUGUAUGAGGACAACGUCUGGUGGUGGGUCCCCAGCACCGCGUUGCGCGCACACAUGGCCAACCUGGUGCCCAUCUCAGGCGCCGCAACACCCUCGCACGCCACGAGCGAAGACGGCGAGGCAGACGAGAUGGACGAGGGGGAGGACUCCGAGGCGCACGGCCCGUACUCCCCCUCCGAGUUCAUCUCUGGCAUCACCAUCGACGAUGGCAUCUCCGGGCAGAUGCACAACCCCGAGAUCCGGAGGAGCAAGAAGAAGGAGGAUGCUGAGGUGCAGGCGCGGAGGGUGGUGAUUUUGGCAGGGAGGGUAGCGGAGGGCAAUGAAGACGAAAACACGGACCUCGACGUUGGACUACGAUGA